UUUAGGUUAGAAAGUUGAGAGUGGUUUUGAGGUUAUCGAAAAAACAUAUUUAGAAACGUUAGGAAAGUUCCUGUCCUGUAUCAAAUAACUUACAAUGAGUACCGCUAUCUAACUGUGUUUUAAUCAAAUUUCUCCAUCUAACUUUUAAAAGCGCCAUCCAAAAGUUCUCUCCUCACCGUUUAGCUGAAUUGAAUUACUGUAACAGCUCACAUUUAGGAUUUAGGUAAUCGUACUCCUUUGCCUGAGAAUCAAAUAGGUGUUUCACUUUCUUUUGUAUCUAAAAAGAUUUUCCUCUCCUCCAACAUGGCUGAAUGCUCAACGAUUCAAAUUAAGAAAGAGAUCAAAACAGAACCGAUCGAUGAAGAUGACGACGCAUUUGUUGUCUGCGACAGCAAUGACUCGGAUCAAAAGCCCAACGGUGACCUACAGCCCACUGUGCGUGUGGAUGUGAAAUGUGAGAUGAACAAUGAUCUCGACACAAUCAUUAAAAUGAGUGAAAGUCUGCGGGGAAAACUUCAAGGAAUCACCUCAGCAAAGAUUAAACCAGUAGAGCCAGAACCUGCUCCAAUUGCAGAAGUGAAAACUGAAGUCACUGAUAAUUGCAUUGUUGUCAUUAACAAGAACCCAGAAAUAGAUGAUCUUCUGGAAAAUGAAGAGGGAAUUUAUUUUGAGUGUGACAUUUGUCUCAUGAGAUUCCAGUCACAAUUCACUUUGAACACCCAUAAACAGGUGCGUCACAAUUCAGGAGAAUUCAGAUGCGAUCUGUGCGGUGUAGUCUGUGAAACGAGUCGCAAGUAUAUUGACCAUCGGCUCUUACAUUUCGCUCCAUCAAACAAAAUGAAAGGAACUUGUCAAGAGCUACAUCCAAACGGAUCCAUGAUGAGGUGGCUUAUCUCGUACAAUCAGGAGCUUGAUCAGUUCGAAUGUGAUACUUGCUUUCUGAAAUUUGAGGGCAUCGAUAGUCUCGCCUCGCACAAACUCACGCACUUGCCUGACUUGAGCUUUUCGUGCAGACAGUGCAAGCAGAAAUUCAGAACAAGACAAUUCCGGGAUCACCAUGUUGAUAACAAGCACAGGCACGCGAGGUUCACGUGUAAAGUUUGCCAUCAAGUUUUGUCAAACAAGCAUAAUCUUGCUCGGCAUAUGAUUUACCACUCAUCGAAGCGGUACUACCAGUGUGCAACAUGCUGCGAGUUGUUUAAGAGAAAAUGCGAAAUUGAAGACCAUGUUCAGGCAACCGGUCAUUAGUAACUGUUUCAAGAUAGUUUCUGCACAAAUAUCUAUAGUUCGGUAAGAAUUCUGACAGUUAUGAUUUAAUAAUAGUGAAAAGGGAACCAGUGUUGCCACAGUCUGAGAAAACUGGGAAAUGUCAGGGGAAACCUGAAAACGCCGAGGAAUUGACGAAAGUGUCCGGGUUAAAUUCUCAUGUCAUCUUUAUUUGCUUUCUAUAAUAGGAUUGACAUUUCUAACAACAAAUUUUGCCUGAUAAUUAUUUCAAAUUUUGUCUUUUAAAUCAUCCGGCAUUUUUUCGGUUGUCUGGGAAUUUCAUUUUCGAAAUUCUGUGGCAGCCCUGGGGAAGUUUCUUCCUACUAUCAUUAGUUUUAAUCAUUGAGAACAGAACGUCCCUGAGUAUCUUCAAUGACUUUUGUAGAAAUUUCUGUAUAAAAUUUGUAUUUUUAAAUAGAUGCCACCGAGUGCAUAUUACAAGACUGAAUCUUGCAGUCCCCUCUCAGCUCCACAUCAAUUGAAGAAUUUAAUGCAUAGAGGAUUGGCCGUACGUGGUGGUGAAUGUGAAUUUUGCUAUUUUAUGUGCGUUUGCUGUGGUAUGCCGUGCGGGUUAUGUGCUGCACGGUGUCCAGCAUGAAGGAAAACAGAGAAAAUCAGAGAGACCGAAAAAAACCUGGAAAAGCACGAAGAAGAAUGAAAAUAUUUUGCUAAACAUCUGAGACAAUAUCAUAAAGUAUGUAUUUUCCAGUUGAACGGCUCACAAUACUGAAAAAUAAACACUUAAGUUUUAGCCUGCGAAACAAAUUUGUGCCCAAACAUAGAAAAUCUACCUAAAACUUGCUGAGUACUAAGUGUCUAAGUAUUUUCCAGGAAAAUCUGACCAGCCUAACUGAGCCCCUGUAUCACUGGUGACAUAUUUUGAAGCAGCCACCACAUUUCUAUGUUCAUAGGAGCGAAGUUUCAGAUUUUAAAUGAUGAAGGUAUCAGUUUUUUAAUUAGUGGACUCGAGAUUUUGUUUGUUUUUUUUUUGAAAGAGUAUCUUUAAAGAGUAAUUUUUUUUAAUUUUAUCCGAGAAGUUGAUGAAUCAUUUAUGCAUUGUUACGCGAAAGGCUCUUUUCAAUUUUCAGUGUUUGCACUGCAUUUGAUUUAUGAUGAUUUCCUUGCUACAAAUCCUUCAACGACAUGGAUUUUUCUUUCACGCUGCCCUACGCUAGGCUUUGCAAGCAGCCUAUCCUGUGGAUUGUUCAUGAUGCUUGCGUUCUGUGGUAGUCAUUGUAGGACGUUUGGCAGAGCAUCAAAUAUAAUGCAAUAUUUCCAUCCUAUUCCAUCAAAAUUCUAUUGUUGAGAAAAUGUCAAUUAAGGAAAGUGAUUUUUGAAAAUCACGAAAUUUACAACAGACCAGCAAAAGGCUCUGUUUCUAAUGAGAAAACUUGCUGGGAUGACAUUCUAGGGUGUAAAUCAUCAUUUGAAAAAAUCAAACUGAUGAAUCGUGAAUGUAAAAUCGUUCCAAACGUUUGUAGUUACACAGAUUAGGACAUUUUGAAAGUCAUCAGUAUCAUUAAUUGAAAAAAGCUGCACCCUUAUGAAGUCUUCAUAAGGCUCAAGUCUGUGUUUGAAAUUGCCCCAUAGCCGUAUGAUGUUUUUCUCAUGGCAUAAUGUCCCUUUGUUUUGCGAUAAAAGCAUGUGUAUUGAGGCCUUUUCAGCUCAUCAUAAUUCUUGACCGUGCAAUAAGCCCUACAUUUUCCCCUCUACAGUAAGUUAGAUAUUACCAAAUAUAUAUGCGUUUUCUAUACUAGGACUAUUUUUCUUUUCAAAAUACUAUGUAUGAUUUCCAAAUCAUGUAGACCAAAUCAUCCCUCCAAAUUACUUUGAGAAAUCAUUAUUUUUAGUUAGUGUAUCUGUUUGCAUAAGUAUCAUGUAUUGUUUGUCUAAGUUUGUUAUUCAUUUUAUAUCCCUUUAAUUGCAUUUUCAAAACUUUAUUUGACGUUGUAAGUUGUUGUUUUAUUGACCAUGAAAGUUUGUUUAUCAUGUUGUCAACCCAAAAGAUUUGAUGAAAUCUCUUUGGUUUUAAAAGUUUAUACAGGCCGUCAAGUCAUUCAAUAGUUUUCAUUCUAAAUUUUUUACCGUAUGAUUUAAUCUGACCCUGCUGCAUCUAGAACUUGUAUUAUGAUAAAAUAUGCGAAAAUGAAUAAUUUUGAACACCUCCUAACAUUCCUAAACUCAUUUUCUAAAGUUGAAAAUCGAAGUACAAAACAUUCAUCACAUGUUCUUUGAGUAAACAGGAAGGAAAAUUAGUUAAAAUCAUUUCAUAUUGUUUUAUUGCUGUCAAAAUUAGGAAAAUUUUCUGUUAUAUGUUCAACCGUACCAACACGAAAAUACCUUAACUAAGCAAUAAAUUAAGUACAAAAUAAGUUAUAAGUUGGUCACACUCCUCACAUGACUCUUGACAAGAAAGCGGUCUAUCAUAGAAUCAUCAGUAUAUCGUAAACAUUGAUGCUAAGUUUGUUCAGGGUUUGGCUCAAACCUGGCCCAGCGCAGAGCUGUGGCUUCAAGUUAAUAAGUUAAUAGUUCGUUGGGACCCCAAAAAAUCUAAUUCUGUUCAUUAAUGCAAGGCUCAUAAUUUUUUUUUUUUUUUUUUU
Bemisia tabaci is the source of this 3866-nucleotide messenger RNA. RefSeq lists its product as uncharacterized. Lineage: Eukaryota; Metazoa; Arthropoda; Insecta; Hemiptera; Aleyrodidae. The record is from RefSeq and is a predicted model, not a curated record.